UUCUGCGGAGCACCUGUCGUGCCAGGGAGUUGGGCGCGUUAGGGGCGUUCGACGGAGGUAAGUAGACGGUGGGUUAUCAGUCGGCGGAACAUCUUCGUCGCGAACGGGAACUCGGCAACUCGGCAACUCGCGAGCUCCCUGCUGUGCUAACGCGUGUAGGGAAGAAACAAGAAUCGGGUGUGGAAACAUUUAUUAUCUAUGCUCUAUCGAAACUGCGAAUCACCGUUCCGUUUCGCACGAAAAAGCUAAGUAGCUGAAAGAGGAAGACCGCUGGUGCCUUCUAGCCUUUCCUCUUUAAGGAAAUCACGAGCGUCCCGUUACAUAUUACAUAGAGUCACAUUCGGCUGAGAUUUCCCGGCCGAGACAAGAAUCUCGAGAUAUUUCCGUCUUACUUCCGCGAUAACGAUGACCGCGACCGCGCCAAGGUAAACGUCAGCAAGGAGGUCACGGCGCCGGUGAAUUGUGUUAAGUGCGCCAAGCGACUUAUUCAACGAGGUCCGCGAGGGAUCUCACCAUUAGUAGUGUACACGACGGUGAACGACAUACAUUCGGCGAGAUAUAGCGUCUUAACGGUCGAUAUCGACGCGGCGAGAAAGAGAGAGAGAGGGAGAGAGAAAGAGAUUUUAAAAGGCACUUUUUAAUACUAUUAGCCCGUAUAAGUGGCGGAUAAAGUUUCCGGAUCAAGGCGAAAGCGAAACAAUAAGAGAAUAAGAAAACUGCCGGGAUGCUGCACGAGGAGCUAUUGAGCUCCAGCUAACACGUGGCGAUUACGCGCACACUCCGCAGUUGCAAGGGCAGGACGGUGUUUCGUCGCGAGAGGCUGGGACCUCCAGGAUGCCAGGGGUGUGGAAGUUGCUACGUACGCUGAUCUAUAUGGUGGUUGGCUUGAGGAGCGUCAGUAGCAACAGCGACAUUUGGCCGCUGGAGAGGCCAGAGGGCAUGCCGGCCAUCCAGUCUUUGGAGGUGAUGUGCGGAAAAGAUCAUAUGGACGUCCAUCUCUCAUUCUCGCAACCCUUCGAAGGCAUCGUCUCGUCCAAAGGCCAACACGCGGACCCACGUUGCAUCUACGUUCCACCGUCCACCGGACAAACCUUCUUUUCCUUUCGGAUAGCUUACGCGAGAUGUGGUACGAAACCGGACAUGCACGGGCAAUUUUACGAGAACACCGUGGUGGUUCAGUACGAUAAAGAUUUACUCGAGGUUUGGGACGAGGCUAAACGAUUGCGAUGCGAGUGGUUCAACGAUUACGAGAAGACCGCAUCGAAGCCACCGAUGGUUAUCGCGGACCUCGACGUGAUACAGCUGGACUUUAGAGGCGACAACGUGGACUGCUGGAUGGAAAUUCAGCACGGCAAGGGUCCAUGGGCGCCCCCCGUGUCCGGUAUCGUGCCGCUCGGCUCCACUCUUACUCUGGUCGUCGCCAUAAACGAUUAUCGAGGUGAGUUCGACAUGCGGGUCAAGUCGUGCGUGGCUUCGGACGGAGGCGAUCACACGAUACAGCUCAGCGACGAGUUCGGAUGCGUGCUAAGACCGAAGAUGAUCAGCCGGUUCUUGAAGGCGCGCGGCUCGGACGAGCGCGCGACCGUCAUUACGUACGCCUUCUUCCAUGCGUUCAAAUUCCCAGACGCGUUAAGCGUUCAUAUCAAAUGCAAGGUGGAAAUAUGUCGGCACGGUUGCCUGGAUCACUGUCAAUUGAGCGGCUCCAUAGCGCACUACAUUCAAGAGAGAAAGGAUCAAAUACGGCCACAGUAUAUAGAGAGUACGGCAGCCUCCGUUCUCUCCAAUGACAACGACAACAAUAGCGCGGACAAAGAGAACGAGGAUGCGGUUGGCAGUGUGGAGCAGGGAGACGGUUCUCUGUACGACGAUGUAAUCCAGAAUGGCGACGAGAUGACGUCGAUCGGCGGACAUUUCCUGGAUGUUGAAAAGUCGAUUCCAAAAGCGCAGGCACAGACGAGUAACCGACGAGUACCGGCCGUGUCGACUGACGCGCAGCACGAUAGCGAGGUCCAGCCGGAUGAUGUCGACUUGUCGAAACCAUUCAUGCAGGAACCACCGCGAGUGAACAGGUACGAGAGCGACCAGGAGCAAUUCCCGCAUGGACCGCGGAAUCUGGAGGAGGUGACGCCGCUCUCCGCCAGCGUUACCCGGCGAAAACGCUCGGUGACGGUAACGGACAGGAAAGCGCGCAGCGCCGACGUCGGCGUCAGCGGUAUUUACGAGGUCAUCUCCGAGGCGGAUCUAGCCUUUAGUCCGGACACGCAUGCCGAGGCGGUGACAGUUUUUCAGGGCAGGAUACGCGAGGAGGUCGUUUACGGGAUCUGUCUGCCGAUGCCAGGCUUCAGCGCGCUUUUCAUCGUCGUCGCGCUCUCGGCAGUCGUUUCCGCCCUCGUUGCAGGCGCGAUGCUGCAUCGGCUGCAGGCGCAGCGGGACGUCACCGCCGGCGACAGAGAGAACAACCAAACCGGUGUGCACGCCAACAACAACGGCUGGUUGCCUUACGGCCUGCUACGUGUGCGUUGCGCAACAAGGACCGCUCAUCCCGACGAGUUGCAACAAAAGCAGGCGAACCUAACUUCCCAGGUUACCGCGGAUCCAUCGGUCGAGAGAGGCUGAUGAGACGCCUUAAACCCGCGUCGACCUUGAGACGCCGUGGCCCAGGUGCGUCUAAGGAGAGACAAUGUGCAAUAAUACGCUGUACAAAGUAUCGUAAGUCGCUCAGCUGCUGGCAUUUCGUAUAGAGAGAGAGAAUAGCUAUUAUUUGGCACUAUUGUUCGAGUAUCCUCCUGCGAAUCGCGCGACGACAUUCCAGUUCUCGCGAAUCGCAGUCGUCGAGGACUCUAUCUCUGCUAGGUAUUUGCGUUACUCUGAUGAUUUUUGUGAAUCUAUUCCAUAACUCUCGUAACGUCAAUAUCGUCUCAAUCGCAUAACACGAUGUUUAUUCAGCCGUUAUGUCACGCGUCGUAGUUUUUAAUAAUCAAUUAAACACUAAUAAAUGCCGCAUUGUUAUGAAUAUUUCUUCCGAAUGUUAUACAAUAUUAUACUCUUUACCGCAAAGUUUUUUUUAUAAAUAAAUUUACUAAAAAGUCACUCUUUAAUAUUAUCUUUCAAAAAUAAAUAUCGAAAAAUAUUUAUUAUUCCGUGGAAGAUGCAAUACAAAUUAUACGUACGUUAAAACGUUAUAAAACAGAUGCACUACAAGACAGAAUUUAUUGAGAAGAAAACAUUUAAAGUCGUAUUUUCAGAAAAAUGUCUUGAAUAAUAGUAAUAAAUAUCAGAAAUAUUCAUAAUUGUAUUAAUAGUAUAUUUAUAAGAUUAAUGCAUUUUGUCGUACGAAUGGUAAAAAUGAAUGGUAAAAAAAAUACACUGUAAUUGCUCUGGCGCAUCGAAUUAUCUCGGUAUUUCGAUGCAUUCGACAUUCUAUCGACGAAUACACCAAGGGUUACAAAGCAUCUAUGAUCUAAAUAAGUUUUAUUUAUAACAGGUAUUGUUAUAUCGUUUACGAGUCUUUAGGAUACUGAUUGUGCGUCGUGUUCGGUUUCACGACAUUCUCGUCAUGUAGAGAUCGUUAAUGAUUUGCUCUAAGGAGGCUAAAAGUAUAUAUUUAUCUCGGAUGUGUAUGAAGUAUGUUAACAAUUUUGGGGGGGGAAAGCUUUGACACGAGAAACAAAUACAUAUUCGUAUCCAUUCUUUCAUCUUCUAAAGCUUUCACAACCUACGGGUUUGUGCGCAAGACUUGGAGGAGGGUUUACAAUUUUUCCCUUUAUAUUUCCACGUAUAUAGAUAGACUGUUGCAAAUCAUAGUAUAUUAAGCUAUUGCCACAAAUAUAAUUUUUUGUUAUAAUCGAGUUUCUUAUACCUGAUAUACGUAAGUAAAUGCACUGGAAACGUCCAUACCGAAAUGUCUCACGCAAAGACCUUUUCCAAAGAUAUUUCUCACGGUAUGGACGUAUUUUCAACCGUAUUUAUUAUUCGAAUCCCAUUUCACGUAGGAAAUUUCAGCCUGUUUAAAUGGAUUUUACUAAUGAACGAGCAAUAAAGUAAUUCAUUUCCUUGCUCGUUCAAAGGACUUGCGAGUUGCCAAGUAUACAUAAUUUAAAACUAGAUCUUAAGUUAUUUGUACAUGUAUACACGUGUACAAAACUUUGUCAUACGCUUAGAUUGAAUAACUUAAAUUUAAGCGUAACAUGUGUACGAUCAGCACUGAGAGAUAAAACGUGGCAUCGCCUUACAACGAAUGGAAACGUUCGAGCAAAAGUAAGGCGAUAUAGUACGACUAUUUAGUUAAAAGAUUACGUUUUUAUAUGUAAUAUAUAGAAAUAUGAAUAAAUAAUAAUGGCAAUAAAUAUAUUUACAGAAUCUUCAAUGUAUGAUUCAUUCCUAAUUAUAAUUUAUUCUGUAUACAAAAAUACAUCAACUGCCUUUAUUGGUUAAAAAUAAAAUAACUAGAGAUUUAUAUGAGAUUAAUCAAUUAAAUGGCCGACGGAAAUACGCAACUUUUAGGACAACUUGCGUAUUGCUAUACCUUAUACGCUAAAUCAAUCACGCUACAAAUAUAAACUAAUGACUGCACACACGAUUUCGUAUAUAACUUAUUCAAUUGCUUCAUUUUCUUUCCACAUUUUUUAGCAGUUUUCUUAGCAAUACUGUAUUGAUCGUAUAGUAUAGUAACAAUGGUGUGACAAAUGCGAUAAAAACUUUAUCAUUCAUACCUUUUUCAGCGCUGCUUAACACUUGUAUAGCACACAUAAAACAAAGCAAACUUUGUCUCAUAAUCAGACUGCGUAAUUUAUUAUUUGCUGUUUUACAUAAUAUCAGUAUACACAAUAUUUUGGCACUUAAGAUUUUCGCAAUUUAAAUAAAGACGCCCGUCACGGAUUGAGGGAGGUCCCAGGUUCGAA
Vollenhovia emeryi is the source of this 4901-nucleotide messenger RNA. RefSeq lists its product as uncharacterized. The transcript has 8 exons. The record is from RefSeq and is a predicted model, not a curated record. NCBI's taxonomy places the organism in Eukaryota, Metazoa, Arthropoda, Insecta, Hymenoptera, Formicidae. The coding region runs from base 835 to 2616 and encodes 593 amino acids.